Messenger RNA from Rubroshorea leprosula, 851 nucleotides. Lineage: Eukaryota; Viridiplantae; Streptophyta; Magnoliopsida; Malvales; Dipterocarpaceae. The record is from the annotation of a GenBank genome assembly.
GAACGAGAAUAAAAAAACAAGCGAAUCCUCCUAAACCCUGAUAAUCAAAAUCCAAUAAAGAAAAGCAAGAGAGAAGAAGGUGUGCUUUUUUAUUUUUUCGGUUUAAUUGAAACCCAUUAUUUUAUUGGGGAAGGGAAGAGAAGGGAAGGGAAGGGAAGGUAAGGUAAAAGAAAUGAAAAAAGCAGCAACCCUUUGGGCCAAGGAAGAGAAGGUAAAGUACAGAAGCGAUUGUUGUUGCGAAAGCCGUGAGAGCAGUGAGGAAAUUGGUGUUGAGUUCAUGGAGAGGUGUGGCGAGUCCGGUAGCAGAAAGGCGGUCUCCUCCGUACUCCUCCUUUUCCUCCUCUUGAUCCUCAUUUUGCCCCGUAUUUAAAUUCAUUUUUACCAUUUCUAAGUCAUACCCACUUUGCUUUUCUUCCUCGUCUUCUUGAGUUCUACACUUUCUUCUUUGCCUCGAUUUGUGUUUGAAAAAGUAAUACCCAAAAUAUACUACAGUUAUUCUGAUGCUUGAUUCGAUCUCUGGAUGCGUUCUUUAUGAAUCCGCGGUUGGUUAAGCAUUGAAAUUUAGGACUUUUUUUCUGGGUUUGGUAGAUUUGAUUAGGAUUGGGUGAUUCCGUGUUCUUGUAUUUGUUGUUGUUGUUGAAAAAUAUAUGGGUUUAUUAAAGUUGUGAUUUUGGUGUAAAUAGGAUGAGAUUUGUGAAUUAGGAACCUUUAUGUGUUUGUCGAUUAGUUGCAGGAUUUUGCCAUUUCCUCCUUCGAUAUAUUUGCAGUUCCGGGAGGAUUUUCUUUUCCUUUUUAAAAUUACACCCGUUUGGGAAAAGAAACCAAAGUCAUAAUCAAUCAAUUGUAAGCUG